UAUCACUGUUGGAGACAUAUUGAAACAUCUUGUGUAUUAAACAAGAUCAUCAUGAACGCUUUGACUGUCGUUGCCUUUGCCUGUUUGGCAGUUUGUGCCAGUGCCAAGCCCUCUUGGGGACAUGGUGGAUGGGGAGGUCAUGGAUCCGUAGGACCUGCUGGUGUUGUGACCGGCGCCGGAGCUGUGGGACCAGCUGGAUCUGUUGAUGGACACGCUGCUGUAGGACCAGCUGGAGUAGUCACCGGACACGGAGCUGUCGGACCAACCGGACCCAACGGAGCUGGAGCAUGGGGUGGUGCUUGGGACGGUGCCUGGGAUGGCGCUUGGGACGGUGGCCAUGGAGCUUGGGACGGCGCCUGGGACGGUGGUCAUGGAGAUUGGGAUGAUGGAAGUUGGAAUGAUGGCGCUUGGGGCGGAUGGGACGGUGGUCAUGCCAAUGUUGUCCAUGGAAACGGUGCCACUCUUGUCGGACCAGGAGUCGGACACGCUGUCGUCUCUGGACCAGUUGCUCAUGGUUACGGAUUGGGACACGGAUGGGUUGGCGCCGGUUUGGGGUGGCACGGCCAUCACUGGUAGACAACAAAUUUUAGACCAUUUAACCAAUUACCUUAAGGCUCAACAUGAACUGGCCAUAUCAACAUAUUCUACCCUCUACCUUUAUGGCUCAUAGUUCUAUCUUCUAUUACCUUCUUUUUUAUUUCCUGUUUUAAUUUAUCCGAUUUUUAUUCUAUUGAAUGUGAUAUAUGGUUUGUUUAUGUUCUACAUUCGAGUCCAGAAAACCGUUUGCUCAAUAUCUAGACGAAAACUGCCUCGAUUCAAUGACCUUUCUAUGCAAUAUAUGUUGUAAAUAUUUUUGUAUUAUGUUUAAAGUGUGUUCAAUAUAAUAAUAAAAACCA
Messenger RNA from Nicrophorus vespilloides, 896 nucleotides. Its product is annotated as glycine-rich cell wall structural protein 1.0-like. Bases 52 to 576 code for a protein of 174 amino acids. NCBI's taxonomy places the organism in Eukaryota, Metazoa, Arthropoda, Insecta, Coleoptera, Silphidae. The record is from RefSeq and is a predicted model, not a curated record. The transcript is spliced from 2 exons.